AUGAGUGACAACACCCACUCAUUCAAGAAAAUGGAGUUUCAACCGGCUGAGGCAAGGAAGUUCUUCAGCACAGUGAGGAAGGAAAUGGCUCUGCUCGCAACGUCACUUCCAGACGGCAUCAUGGUCAAAACAUUUGAAGAUCGCAUGGACCUUUUCUCCGCUCUGAUCAAAGGGCCGACUCGUACGCCCUAUGAGGAUGGUCUGUUCCUGUUUGACAUCCAGCUGCCCAACAUCUACCCUGCUGUGCCGCCGCUGUUUCGCUACCUGUCGCAGUGCAGCGGCCGCCUCAAUCCCAACCUCUACGACAACGGCAAAGUCUGUGUCAGUCUACUCGGCACCUGGAUCGGCAAGGGGACAGAGAGGUGGACCAGCAAGUCCAGUCUGCUGCAAGUCCUCAUCUCCAUACAAGGCCUCAUCCUGGUGAAUGAGCCUUACUAUAACGAGGCUGGCUUUGACAGUGACCGAGGUCUGCAGGAAGGGUAUGAGAACAGCCGCUGUUACAAUGAGAUGGCCCUGAUCAAGAUGGUCCAGUCUAUGACGCAGCUUCUACAGAAUCCUGUGGAGGUUUUCAAACAGGAAAUCCAGGAGCACUUUGUCUGUAACGGCUGGCGCCUCGUCCACCGCCUGGAGACGUGGCUGGAGCUGAACGACGGCGCUGAGAGGGGCCAUGCAGCACACAUGUCCUACAGGGCUUCACAUUCUAAAGACCGACCGCCCUCAGUGGAGCCUCUUGACGAGCAGCUGUCCUUGGGAACAGGGCCCCUGGUGGUGGCCCACAGCAGCCCCAGUAAGCCUGGUGAGGAGGGGAUCACCGGAGGAGGAGUUACCAGUAUUAUGGAGGAGGAGCUGGAGGAUUCAGGGCUCAGUCCUUCCACCACAGCAGCCUCUCAGCAGGAGCUGAGCCAGAACUCAGACUGUGACAGCAGCCAGGGUAACGCCUCUCUGUGUGGCGAAAGCAGGGCCCCCUCCACAGUUCCUGGCACUGUCCGUGGUGGGACAUCAGAAUCAGGUUCUACCACGCUUAGCGGAGGAGGGGUAGUCUCCACAGCAAGCCAGCCAGUGGUACGACCAAAGAAACGGAGAAAGAGCUACCGGAGUUUCCUCCCAGAAGGCAGCGGCUACCCAGACAUCGGCUUUCCACUCUUCCCGCUCUCUAAGGGGUUUGUUAAGAGCGUCCGAGGUGUGCUGCUGCAGUACCGAGCUGCGAUGGUCGCUGCCGGCGUCCCUGAGCACACAGAGGACAAUGUCCCUGCAGAUGAGUGUGAUGGAUAAAAGAUGGGUGGACCUACCCUGUCUCAUAGAAGCCCUCAUCUUUUCAUGGACGCAGGUAAAAACACAGAGCUUUUACUGGAGGCGAUCAAAGUUUCUCUCAGCCUCAGUGGACUUCAGUGGCAGUGGUGUGGAUACAAAAUGGACAAAAUGAGAUGGAAUAUCAGUGCCAUGAACCCUCUGCCACCCCCCCUCAUUCACCAAGCCUCUGCCAAGCACCCACCAUAUGGGUUGGGACUUGACGGAUAACCACUCAGCCUGGAAAAUAUAAAGCGGACUGGUGAACGGCUGGGUUGCACUGAAAAACUGCAAAUCCCAGCUCUCCUGGCUGUUGGGCUCACUGCGGCUCUCUGUAGCACUACUGAUAUUAUUACUGAACCAUCCUGCACUACAACAAACGGACAAUCUGGUGUGGAAGAGGUGACGUAUAAAUACACUGACCGAGAGGGUUCCUUUUUUUGAGUAGAUUUCACUGGUUGUACGCUUUCUGCCAAAUUUCUCCAUUCACACACACACGCACACGUAUUCAAGUAGAACGUACUGAAUGUCAGUAAAACUGCCAACCACAACAACGUCACCACUUCGUCCACCACACUUGCUGGUAUUUUCCUUCGCCAAUCACUCACAAACACAACCACGCAGCGGACGUCAAGUGACAAAGUUUACAUACGAAUCAUUCUGGAGGUCAGACUGCUGCAGCUGGUGUGUAGAGGAGCCAGUCAGGUGCAGGGCGACAGUGAGGUGGCUGCAUGUGAAAGUGUUUGUGCUCUAGUUAAAGCUUGAAGGGGAAUCCCCGUAUUUUUCAACCUGAGCCCUAUGUUGAUAGAUGUGGUUGUUUAAAUGAGCGGUAUUUGCAAAAGUUUUAGAAUCGGUCCAGUAUUUGGCCAGCUGUCACGUCACAGCAGCAGUAGCUGUAAUGUAACCCUAUGGGGCAACUGCGACAGUCCACAAAAUGUUCACUGAAAGUGAUUUUCUUUUCUCACUAAUUAAAGGGUAUUUGCGAAGAGUGCGGUAACCUUACACAUGUCAGUACACAUGGAAGUCUCACUCAACCGUCCGGCAGCGCGUUGUCCCGUCUCUUUAUGUUGCCUCUCUCCCUCCACCUGCUCUUCAAUUAGCAGGAUCUCUUUGUCCUCGCUCUCCAGCUCAAACAAAUAGAGACGACCAUCUAAGACACAAAGGCUUCAUCAGAAAUAGAUUCAGUCAUAAUAGCUUACCCCUGUAAAAUCCAAACUCAUCCCUCCAACUCUCCCUCUUACUCACGUUUCCACCUCUGUCUUCCUUCAGCAACCCAAGUCUCACGUGACUUGGAGUGAGACUCACUUAAGUCUUGUAUCAAGAGGAGGAACAAUGAGCUGCUGCACAGUGAGUGAGACUUCUCAUUGAGUGAGAUGUUUAAUGUUGCCAGACUAUAUUGGUAAAAAAAAAAAAAUAAAUAAAAGAACUUAAAGAGGACAUUUAUGGAAUUGUCGCAUUUGCCCCAUAAGGCUAUAUUGUAGCCACUGUUGCAGCUGCCAGCAGAGACGAUCUACUGGACUGAUUCCAAAAUGUUUGGCAUGUAGCAUUAAUCUACACACUCACAUUUAUAAACAUAGAGCCCAGGUUAGAAAAUUCCAAACUACAAUUCCCCUUCAGCUCAGCUGCCGCCUCAUUAUACAGUAACAUCUACUUCCUGUAGGAUCAAGCAAAGAUGUUCACUAAGUUGGAACUUGUGCUUUAGUGUUUCGAUAUGUUCAAGGCUGUUACACUCAGAGGCUGGACUGUUUCAGAGUGGGGCUUUACCCAUGAUGCUCCUCUUCUUUGUUACAAAGGUGAUGUCACUGCAAAUGACGCAAUUUAAAGAAUAAAUAAAAAAUAAAAAGAAACAUUCAGCGUGCAUUCCGUCAUCUCAUGUCAACAUGUUGCCUUACUUGAAAUGUUCUUAAUGAUCUCAAACCAUUGUGUACAGAGCUGCUUGUGUCAUAGUUUAGGCAUUAACCUACAGAGACACAGUAAAAACCACUAAAACCCUGCUCCAGUGUUUUCCUCCUUUAAAAGUGCAGAUCUCUGAUUAGUUUCUUCAACACAAGCGGCCGUCGCUCUAUUCUGAUGUUCCUCUUCAGAUUGCACGUGCAGAGUUUAAUGACAUCAGGAUACACACCUCAGACAGUGUGAUGCUGAAGGUUUUGUUGAUAUCAUAAUUGAUCUGCUUGAUUUUUUUUUAGACAACGACAAUAAUUUCAGCGCGAAGGCAAAACGUUUGCUGACCUGACUGUUUGUCAUCUGCUUUUCUCUCCAUAUAUUGCACUCAUUAGAUCUGGAUGGAAAAUUAGCCUUUUAUUUAAGUCAACACAUAACUCGUUAUUUAGUGUGAUUACAGUCAAACUCAACUUUGGGUCGUGCUUCCUGCGGAAAUCAGAACAGUCUCUGUUUACAUCUAUUUAAAUAACUGCAUCCCACCUCCUGACAAACUGUUCUUUUCUUUGAAGAUAUUAUAACUUUCUGUGGUUGUCAUUAGAAUUUGAUUGUUAAUAUGAAAUGGGUCGGACGAACCCUCGCUUGCUAGAAUUUGUGAAAUAAACGAGAGCAGUGGCUGUCUGCGAUUUACUUGAA
Paralichthys olivaceus (Japanese flounder) is the source of this 3861-nucleotide messenger RNA. Lineage: Eukaryota; Metazoa; Chordata; Actinopteri; Pleuronectiformes; Paralichthyidae. The record is from RefSeq and is a predicted model, not a curated record.